Molecule: messenger RNA, 684 nt
Organism: Tripterygium wilfordii
Lineage: Eukaryota; Viridiplantae; Streptophyta; Magnoliopsida; Celastrales; Celastraceae
Product: small nuclear ribonucleoprotein SmD3b-like
Exons: 5
Coding region: 100-498 (132 amino acids)
Biological process (GO): RNA processing; spliceosomal snRNP assembly
Cellular component (GO): U12-type spliceosomal complex; U4 snRNP; catalytic step 2 spliceosome
Molecular function (GO): RNA binding
Source: RefSeq, a predicted model, not a curated record
UAACCGCGCGGUGAUAUAGCGUCCACAGAGUGACGGACAGCGAGUCUGGGCUUAAUUAGGGUUUUGGUGUAGAGAAAAAAGAGAGAAACAAGAGAAGCCAUGAGCAGAAGCUUGGGGAUUCCAGUGAAGCUACUGCACGAGGCUUCAGGACACGUGGUACAGGUGGAGCUGAAAAGCGGAGAGCUUUACAGAGGGAGCAUGAUCGAGUGUGAAGAUAACUGGAAUUGCCAGCUCGAGAACAUCACUUACACGGCGAAGGAUGGAAAGGUGUCACAGCUUGAGCAUGUCUUUAUCCGAGGCAGUAAAGUCAGGUUCAUGGUCAUACCCGACAUGCUGAAGAAUGCUCCGAUGUUCAAACGUUUAGAUGCCAGAAUCAAGGGUAAGGGCUCAUCACUUGGAGUUGGUAGAGGCAGAGCUAUUGCCAUGCGAGCUAAAGCUCAAUCUGCUGGUCGUGGUGCAGCACCAGGUAGAGGUGCAGCGCCUCCUGUUCGGAGGUAGGGUCCCCUCCUAAUGUCUCUCCUUCCCCUUCCGCUGUGCGGGAUCACUCCAAUCUAUCAACUUUAGUCUCAAAUCAAACCUACAGAAGGUGUAAGAGGAUGGUUCUCGUUAUGCUUUCGAGGGAAGGGAAAAAAAUGUAAACAUGUUACUUAAUCAUCGAGUAUUGCUAGGAUUUUUGUGUUUGCC